Molecule: messenger RNA, 321 nt
Organism: Salvelinus sp. IW2-2015
Lineage: Eukaryota; Metazoa; Chordata; Actinopteri; Salmoniformes; Salmonidae
Source: RefSeq, a predicted model, not a curated record
GUGGAAACGGACAAGGCCACGGUGGGGUUUGAGCUGUUGGAGGACUGUUACCUGGCCAAGAUCCUGGUACCUGAAGGAACUAGAGACGUCACCGUGGGAGCAGUCAUCUGCAUCACCGUCGACAGUGCUGAUCUGAUCCCAGCCUUUAAGGACCUGACGUUGGACAAGCUGGCUGCUAGCUCUGCCCCUUCUGCAGCUGCCCCUCCCCCCCUACUGUCGCCCCUGGCAGCUCCCUACCAACCCACAAUGAAGGUAGGACACAACACCUUACAUUUUCCUGUACUAAACAACUUUCAGUUAAGAUAGUUUGAAGUCCCCGAC